Molecule: messenger RNA, 1539 nt
Organism: Penicillium macrosclerotiorum
Lineage: Eukaryota; Fungi; Ascomycota; Eurotiomycetes; Eurotiales; Aspergillaceae
Product: sugar porter family MFS transporter
Exons: 2
Coding region: 1-1539 (512 amino acids)
Biological process (GO): carbohydrate transport; transmembrane transport
Cellular component (GO): membrane
Molecular function (GO): carbohydrate:proton symporter activity
Source: RefSeq, a predicted model, not a curated record
AUGUUUUCUUCCAAUGCUGAAGGCAAAUGGCUUCUUUACAGAAUCACUGCUGCUUGUGGCGCAGGGUUUCUUCUUUUCGGAUAUGAUCAAGGGGUUUACGGUGGCCUUCUCGACAAUGACCGAUUCCUGCGGACUUUCGGAUACCCAAACUCGACUAUACAGGGUCAGAUGACCGCCACCUAUGACAUUGGAUGCAUCGUAGGUACAUUGAUAUCGAUGUUCUGGGGAGAUAAACUGGGUCGGCGCCUGUGUAUCCUUAUUGGCUCCUGUAUCCUGCUCGUGGGUGCUGUGUUGCAAACUGCGUCAUAUUCCCUUGCACAGAUGAUCGUUGGUCGCAUUGUGGCAGGACUUGGUAAUGGCAUGAACACAAUCGCUAUUCCUAUUUGGCAGGCUGAGACCGCGAAAGCGGAGGAUCGAGGGAAGCUCAUCGUAGCUCAACUUGUGACCAACAUAUUCGGAAUAGUGAUUACCAGUUGGAUGAAUUAUGGCUUCACAUUCGUUCCCAAUUCCGACAUCAGCUGGCGAUUUCCUCUUGGAUUCCAAUGCUUCUUUGCGCUCAUUACUGUGGCCCUGGUUCUGAUAUCUCCGGAGUCUCCCCGCUGGCUAGUAAUGAAAGACCGUGUCAGCGAAGCCCGUGAAAUAGCUGCUCGAUUCAUGGCCAGAUCGACCGAUGACCCUGUAGUUAUCCAUCACAUUCAAAAUCUAGUUGCAACUGUUGCCCAUGAAUCGGAAGUUCAGCAAUCCCUUCCGCUUAAAGAAAUCUUCGCUCGUGACAGCAAACAAUUUACCCUACGCCGAAUGCUGCUAGGCGCAGGGACUGCCUUUUUUCAACAGGUUGGAGGAACCAACGUCAUUGCAUAUUACCUUCCGGUAAUCCUCACUCGCUCAGUCGGCCUCAGCAGCCGCAUGGCAUUGAUUCUGACUGCAGUUGACUCGAUUUCCCUAAUGUUCUGGGGCACUAUGGCUUCGUUCUUGAUUGACCGCGUCGGACGUAAACGACUGAUGCUGAUGGGCGCUUCUGGAAGUUGCGUUUGUUUUGCAUUGGUUGCUGUUGGGCUUUGCUACGGCGGGGCAGAUAAAAAAGGCAUGUCAGUUCUCGCGGUGGGUUUCAUUUUCCUAUAUUACGUUUUCUAUGGGAUGUCCCUUCUAUCAAUCCCAUACAUUUACCCAGCAGAGAUCAACUCUCAAAAAAUGCGGAACAUUGGCACAUCUUUUGCUACAACUGUGAAUUGGCUUUUUGUAUAUGUCGUGGUUGUCGCCACUCCCACUGCGAUAGAAAGGAUUCAGUGGAAGUACUAUAUGUUUUAUGCCAUCUUCAAUUUCUGCUUCCUUCCUAUUAUUUGGUGGUUUUAUAUCGAGACUGCUAAUCUUUCCUUGGAACAAAUCGAUCUUCUGUUUGAGUUGAAACAUGAAGCAGGAACCACAAUGAGCUGGAACGAAGCUACCAGAAUCGCUCGAACCGAACAGGGCGUUAGCCUGAGUGUCCCUUUGGGGAAGGAAGACAAAUCCGAGCCAGAGCACUUUGAGAUUGUGACGUGA